Amorphotheca resinae ATCC 22711 is the source of this 1707-nucleotide messenger RNA. RefSeq lists its product as hypothetical. The transcript has 7 exons. Gene Ontology annotation, cellular component: plasma membrane. The record is from RefSeq and is a predicted model, not a curated record. Bases 1 to 1707 code for a protein of 568 amino acids. Gene Ontology annotation, biological process: transmembrane transport. Lineage: Eukaryota; Fungi; Ascomycota; Leotiomycetes; Helotiales; Amorphothecaceae. Gene Ontology annotation, molecular function: purine nucleobase transmembrane transporter activity.
AUGGAAUUGCUCAGGAACGCAGUUGAGGGACUCGAUGUCAAGAUAUCACAGUCAACAUUUGGUAGAGUGUUUCGACUCGAUGGAUCUGGCCAUCCGAAAGAGCGAAAGGGCUCGAAGUUUGUCACCGAGAUCCGCGCAGGAUUCACAACCUUUUUCACUAUGGCAUAUAUAAUUGCUGUCAAUUCGUCCAUUCUACAAGAUUCCGGCGCAACAUGCGUUUGCAACGAUACUGGUGACCCAGCAUGUUCCACUGACCCUAACUAUGCCGCAUGUUUGGUUGCCAUCAAUCGUGAUUUAAUAACUGCAACUGCGGCGAUCGCUGGUGUUGGGUCCCUCGCAUUUGGUUUCUUCACUAACCUUCCGGUUGCUCUUGCUCCUGGAAUGGGUCUUAAUGCCUAUUUUACGUACCAAGUCGUUGGCUACCACGGAACCGGACCUGUACCAUAUCGAUUGGCACUCACCGCUGUUUUUGUUGAAGGAUUCAUCUUCAUCUUCCUUUCCUUAAUUGGCAUGCGUCAGUGGCUAGUCAGGAUAAUACCGGCUUCUAUCAAAGUUGCAAGUGGUGUUGGUAUCGGACUCUUCCUCACAGAGAUUGGAAUGUCAUACUCAGCAGGUAUUGGACUGAUUACAGGAUCAAAUGAUACUCCAACUGAUAUUGGCGGAUGUCCUGCACAAUACCUGAACGUCAAUACUGGCGCCUGCGACAGUCACAAGAUGCAGAAUCCUGCGAUGUGGAUUGGAAUAUUAUGCGGGGGAGUUGUGACAGCUUAUCUGAUGUCAUACAAAGUCAAGUUCGCCAUCAUAAUAGGCAUAUCAAUCGUCUCUGUUCUUUCCUGGCCUCGCGACACGUCAUUCACCUACUUCCCACACACCCCCUUAGGCGACUCCAUGUUCGACUUCUUCAAGAAGAUCAUUUCAUUUCAUCCCAUCCAACACAUCCUGGUAGUUCAAGACUGGAACAUCGCCGCCGCAGGCCGGCACUUUGCGCUGGCUCUUUUCACUUUUCUAUACGUUGACAUUGUCGAUGCCUCCGCAACUCUGUACUCCAUGGCGCAUUUCUCUGGGGUCGUCGAUCCCGAAACCGGGGAUUUCCCCAGAUCCACUCUGGCGUAUUGUUGCGACGCCAUCACGAUCUCCAUUGGGUCUCUCUUCGGUUGUUCUCCGGUAACAGCAUUCAUCGAGUCCGGAUCUGGGAUUACUGAUGGUGGCCGCACUGGACUCACAGCUAUGACUACUGGUGUCUGUUUCCUAAUAUCUAUCUUCUUCGCUCCAAUCUUUGCAUCCAUCCCUCCCUGGGCUACUGGCUGCACCCUCAUUCUAGUGGGCUGUAUGAUGAUGCGGCAAGUCACCACCGUGAACUGGGCGUAUAUUGGCGACGCCCUUCCUGCGUUCGUGACGAUUGCUUGUAUGCCUUUGACUUAUUCUGUCGCGUAUGGGCUCAUUGCAGGUCUCUUCACAUACACUGUUCUCAAUAGUCUUAUUUAUAUCACGCGGAUAGUGUCGAGGGGAAGUAUCCGACCUCCAGAUGGAGAUAAUGCAGAAUAUUGGACUAUCAACCCGGGAGGGACUCCUCCUUGGUUUAUUAGAGUGGCGCACUGGAAGAGGUGGAGGAAUGGCAUGGGCGCUAUGGAGAUCGGGAGUGUGCGAUCAAGUGUCGAGUUAGCGGCGAAGGAUUCGAGGAGAGAGAUGACUCAUGGGGCAAUGUAA